Prionailurus viverrinus (fishing cat) is the source of this 1296-nucleotide messenger RNA. It is a transcript of the gene ACOT4, whose product is annotated as acyl-CoA thioesterase 4. Gene Ontology annotation, cellular component: peroxisome. The transcript is spliced from 3 exons. Gene Ontology annotation, biological process: fatty acid metabolic process; acyl-CoA metabolic process. NCBI's taxonomy places the organism in Eukaryota, Metazoa, Chordata, Mammalia, Carnivora, Felidae. The coding region runs from base 10 to 1272 and encodes 420 amino acids. The record is from RefSeq and is a predicted model, not a curated record. Gene Ontology annotation, molecular function: fatty acyl-CoA hydrolase activity.
UGGGCAGGGAUGGCGACCGUGAUCCUGGAGCCCACGGGCCGCUGCGGCUGGGACAAGCCCGUGCGCAUCACCGUGCGCGGCCUCUCCCCGGGACAGCCGGUCACGCUGCGCGCGUCCCUGCGCGACGAGAAGGGCGCGCUCUUCCGGGCCCGCGCGCGGUAUCAAGCGGACGCCGGCGGCCUCCUGGACCUGGCGCGCGCGCCCGCGCUGGGCGGCAGCUUCACGGGGCUCGAGCCCAUGGGGCUGCUCUGGGCCUUGGAGCCCGAGAAGCCUUUUUGGCGGUUUGUGAAGCGGGACGUGAAGACGCCCUUCGCGGUGGAGCUGGAGGUGUUCGAGGGCCUUGAGCCCGACAUCGGGCGGGUCCUGAGCCGGACGGUGCUGGAGCGCGACUUCCUGCGGCCGGGGAUGCGGCGCGUGCCGGUGCGCUCGGGCCGCGUGCGCGGCACGCUCUUCCUGCCGCCUGGACCUGGACCUUUCCCAGGGAUCAUUGACAUCUUUGGAAUUGGAGGGGGCCUGUUGGAAUACAGAGCCAGCCUUCUGGCUGGUCAUGGCUUUGCCACGUUGGCGCUAGCUUAUUAUAAUUUUGAAGAUCUUCCCGAGGAAUUGGAUAGCAUAGACCUGACCUACUUUGAAGAAGCCGUGUGCUACAUGCUUCAACACUCCCAGGUAAAGGGCCCAGGCAUUGGGCUUCUGGGCAUUUCUUUAGGGGCUGAUAUUUGUCUCUCCAUGGCCUCUUUUUUAAAGAACAUCUCAGCCACAGUUUCCAUCAAUGGAUCUGGGUUAAGUGGAAACAAACCUAUAUACUACAAGCAGACUUGCAUCCCUUCAUUGGGCUAUGAUCUGAGGAGAAUCAAGGUCACUUUCUCAGGCCUCCUGGACAUUGUGGAUACACGGAAUGAUACUGUAGGAGGCUAUGAGAACCCCAGCAUGAUUCCAAUUGAGAAGGCCCAAGGGCCCAUCCUCUUCAUCGUGGGUCAGGAUGACCAUAACUGGAGGAGUGAGUUAUAUGCCCAAAUAGCCUCUGAACGGUUACAGGCCCAUGGAAAGGAAAAACUUAAGAUCAUCUCUUAUCCUGGGACUGGGCAUUACAUUGAGCCUCCUUACUUCCCCCUGUGUCCAGCUUCUGUGCAUAAAUUACUGAACAAACCUGUGCUCUGGGGUGGGGAGCCCAGGGCUCAUUCUAAGGCCCAGGAAGAUGCUUGGAAACAAAUUCUAACCUUUUUCUGCAAACAUCUUGGAGGUCCCCAGAAUAUAGCUUCUCCCAAAUUGUAAUGUGUUGGGUCUGUUGUCUGCACA